AUGAGUUAAUCAGCUGCGGAAAUUAGGAACGUCAUCAAAUCUUUAGAGAAGAUUGCCUUAUAAUUAGAAGGUGGUACUCCAACUUAAUAGUAAAGUCCACAAUCAUUAGCUGAAUUACAGCCAUUUAAGGAAAAGCUUAAUCUCUUUGUUGAGGCUUCAAAGGGCUUAUCUGAUUAAUCACUUAAGGACAUUACACCCAUAGUAACGAAAAUAUUUUCAAUAAUGGAGAAUGCAAUUUUACAUUCUACAAACACUAAAAAGCCAAGUCCAGACUAAAUGAAAUAAAUCUAGAAGGCUAUUACUGAUUAAGUGAAUAAAAUUGCCAAGUUUUAAACACCUGCUCUAUAAUAUUAAGUAAAGGCAAUCAUUGAAGGUUGCUAAGCAGCAUUUUGGGUGACUUUAGAUGGUCCUAAGAUUUAAGUAGAGAGUGCCAUCGAAUCUGCUGAGUUUAAUGGAUUUAAACUAAAAUAAUAGAAAGUAGCAGAGGUGUCUAAAUGGUAUGAUGCUUUUAUUGGGGCAUUAAAGUGGUUGCCAGAUUUUGUAAUAACAAACUAUAAAAUGGGGUUAGAAUGGAAUGGCAAAGGAUCUCUAACCUUCGAACAAUAUUUUGCGGCUUUGACUCAAGAAAAAACUCAUGGUGCUCCUCCUCCUCCUCCUCCAAAAGGCCCACCUCCUCCUCCUCCUCCUCAAUUUGCAGCUCCUGCUCAUCAAACUGAUAGUGGUGAUUCUAGAGGAGCCUUAUUUGCAGAGUUGAAUGUUGGAGCAGACAUCACUAAAAGAUUAAAGCCAGUAUAGAAAAAUGUUGAAAAAUAAGACCCUCUAUAGCCUACAACAGCAAAAUAAUAGCAGUCAACUUAAUAAGCAGCAGCUCAGUUACCAAAAGAGCCUAAAAGAUAUUGUAAGGAAAAUUGGUUUUUGGAAAACUUUUAAAAUGAAAAGCUAAUUGAAUUCAAAGAUGAUGAAAUAGAGAUGAAAUAAUCUCUUUUUGUUGAAAAUUGCAAGAAUUGUGGAAUAUUAGUUAAGGCCAAAGUGAAGUCAAUAUUUUUGUAAAAAUGUGAAAGAGUAGAAUUGGUUUUUGAUCAAACUAUUUCAGGAGUUGAUGUUGUCAAUUGUAAGAAAGUGAAAGUGACUUGUUUAACAAAAUGCCCAAGCCUAAUGAUCAAUAAUUCUGAAUCUGUAUUCAUGGCAUUCAAUGCAGAUAAGCAAUGCGAAAUAAUUUCUUCAAAGACAAUGGAUUUGAACAUCACAUACUUGUAGGAGGAUGGAGAUUAUGCAAAAGACACUAAUAUAGCCGAACAAUUCUUAACUGUUUGGGACAAUGAUUCAGGAAAGUUUAUUACAAAGGCCUUAGACAUAUCCUUUGGAUGA
Messenger RNA from Paramecium tetraurelia, 1368 nucleotides. RefSeq lists its product as uncharacterized. The record is from RefSeq and is a predicted model, not a curated record. Gene Ontology annotation, biological process: cytoskeleton organization; regulation of adenylate cyclase activity. Gene Ontology annotation, cellular component: cytoplasm. NCBI's taxonomy places the organism in Eukaryota, Ciliophora, Oligohymenophorea, Peniculida, Parameciidae. The transcript is spliced from 7 exons. Gene Ontology annotation, molecular function: adenylate cyclase binding; actin binding.